Messenger RNA from Daktulosphaira vitifoliae (grape phylloxera), 783 nucleotides. RefSeq lists its product as uncharacterized. The coding region runs from base 1 to 783 and encodes 260 amino acids. The record is from RefSeq and is a predicted model, not a curated record. The transcript has a single exon. NCBI's taxonomy places the organism in Eukaryota, Metazoa, Arthropoda, Insecta, Hemiptera, Phylloxeridae.
AUGGCGGAGGCAGAUGACGUAGAAGAGGUAUCGAGUUUAAUGAACGCGACACUGGAACGAGUUGCAACAACAAUAUCAGUACUUGGACUUGAGUUGGCGGUGGAAAAGACGGAAGCUGUCUAUUUCCGCAGGAAGUACAAAGACCAUGUGCCGCAGAUACAUCUUAUGGGUUGUGCUGUUCCGAUCAGUGACAGCAUGAAUUAUCUAGGUAUACUCCUUGAUAAGGACCUUAUGUUUAAGCAACAUGUAAAGGAGGUAUCGGCUAAAGCAAUGAGAGUGGCGAACGGACUCAGUAGGUUGAUGCCAAAUAUUGGUGGCCCACAAGAGGCUAGACGCCGAUUGCUAAAUUCAGUGGUACACUCCGUCCUGCUAUAUGGCGCUCCGGUGUGGGCGAGUGUGCUUCAGUAUGUUAAGGCGAGUGUUGAUACAUUAAGGAGUGUCCAGAGACGCGUUCUACUAAGAAACAUCAGGGCAUACAGAACAGUGAGCCACACCGCGACGAACGUUUUGGCGUCGAUACCUCCUGUAGAGCUAUUGGCAGUGGAGCGUGCCAGAGCGUACUCGUACAGAGGUAUCCGCGGGACAGAGGUAAUGGAUUGGAGGCAGCAGUUGAGGAAGAGGACGAUGAGAGAGUGGCAAUCGGAGUUGAGUGCUGCAACGUCGGGAGAAUGGACCAGGCGAUUCCUACUAGAAGUAGAGGGCUGGGCAACGAGAAAGCAUGGAUCUCUCAGUUUCCACCUUACACAAAUGCUAUCGGGUCACGGCUGUUUCUCUGAUUCUUAG